AUGACCUCGCAGAAGCAGCUCGCGAUGGCCGCUGCUGCCGCCGGCGCCGCCUACCUCUUGGACCGGCAGACGCUCGUGUCCCACGACAUCACGGAGCACGCAUCGCUCAUCGGCGUGCUGCUCAAGAUGCGGUACCUCGCGUACCGCAACACGCGCAUCCCGGACAUUUGGGAGGACCUCGUCGACGCACAUCCGUCCAAGGUGCUCAUUGUCUUUGAAGGCCGCGAGUGGACUGCGAUGGAGCUCGACACGCUCAUGAACCGGGUGGCGCACUGGGCGAUCCGAUCGGGCCUCACGCCCGGGUCCGUCGUCGGCCUACUCAUGGAGAACCGACCAGAGUUUGUCGCAAUCUGGAUGGGCCUCGCCAAAGUCGGCGUCGUUGCUGCGCUCAUCAACACGCACGUGGCGUACGACGGUCUCCUCCACUGCAUCAAGAUCUCGAAAGCAUCGAUCGUCAUCUUUGGCGCCGAGUGCUCGGCCAAGAUGGACUCGGUCGCCGACCAGCUCGCCGAUCGCAGCCUUGUCUGCUACCGUCCCGAUGCAACACACGCCUCGCUUCCGAGCUACGCGACGUCGCUCAACGUGGCGCUGCAAGAGGUCUCGUGUCGUCGCCCGCCGAUCGCGAUGCGCGCCAACGUCUCGACCAACGACAUGGUGCUCAUGAUUUACACCAGUGGCACGACCGGGUUGCCCAAGGCGGCGCGUAUCGAGCACUCGUCUGUGAUGCUGCGCUCGAUGGCCAUGGUCGUCAAGACGGGCGCGACGCUGCACGACCGACUCUACUGCCCGUUGCCGCUCUACCACACGUCGGGCGGCAACCUCGCGGUCGGCAUCAUGCUCUUUGCCGGCACGACGCUUGUGCUCUCGCGGCAAUUCUCCACGUCGCGUUUCUGGGGCGAAGUCCGCACGAACAAGUGCACGAUGAUCCAGUACAUUGGCGAAAUGUGCCGGUACCUCCUCAACGCGCCGCCGAGUGCGCUCGACCGCCAGCACCACGUGCGCAUGGCUAUCGGCAACGGGCUCCGUCCUGACAUUUGGUCGCCAUUCCAAGAUCGCUUCAACAUCCCCGCCGUCUGCGAGUUUUACGGCGCGACCGAAGGCGUCGCUGGCUUUAUGAAUGUGUGCCGCGACCGGGCCGAGCGCGGGCACCUGGGCAAGACGGGCGCCUUCGCCAACUUGAUUGCGGGCUACGCUGUCGUCGAGUACGACGUGGAGAACGACGUGCUCGUCCGCGGCAAGGACGGCUUUCUCAAGCAGUGCCCGUUUGACCACGUGGGCGAGCUCGUCGUGCGCGUUCGCAUGCACGACCCGUCGUUCAAGUUUCAGGGCUACUACGACAACAAGGAAGCCGACGCGAAGAAGCUCGUGUCCAACGCGUUUGCCAAGGGGGACCUCUAUUUUCGCACGGGCGACCUCUUCCGCUACGACCACGCCCGCCGCUGGCAUUUCAUGGACCGCGUCGGCGACACGUUUCGCUGGAACGGCGAGAACGUCGCGACGAGCGAGGUGGCCGAGACGCUCUCGUCCUUCCCCGGGCUCUCGGAUAUCUGCGUCUACGGCGUGAGUGUGCCCAACCGCGACGGUCGCGCGUGCAUGGCGGCCAUGGUGUUUGAGGAUCUCGACCUCGACGCGUUCGCGGCCUACUGCACCCUCAAGCUCCCAUCGUACGCCGUGCCCCGGUUUCUGCGGCGGCUGCCCGCGAUGGCCGUGACGGGCACCAUGAAGCACGAGAAGGCCAAGCUGCGUGCCCAGGGCACCGACUUGGUCCAAGUCGACGGCGACGCGCUCUACUACCUGGACAAGGCCAACGGAACGUACGUGCCGCUGACAAGAGACAACUACCACCACGUGCUCACGUCCUCCCGCCUCUGA
This is a messenger RNA of Saprolegnia parasitica CBS 223.65, 1872 nucleotides long. RefSeq lists its product as hypothetical. Bases 1 to 1872 code for a protein of 623 amino acids. Gene Ontology annotation, molecular function: long-chain fatty acid transmembrane transporter activity; long-chain fatty acid-CoA ligase activity. Lineage: Eukaryota; Oomycota; Saprolegniomycetes; Saprolegniales; Saprolegniaceae. The record is from RefSeq and is a predicted model, not a curated record. The transcript is spliced from 10 exons.